Durusdinium trenchii is the source of this 1401-nucleotide messenger RNA. Lineage: Eukaryota; Dinophyceae; Suessiales; Symbiodiniaceae. The record is from the annotation of a GenBank genome assembly.
UACCUUUCUUUUCUUCUUUUGGCACGUACUCCUGCGGUUCCCUCGGCCGUGCACAAGCCGAAGCCGGUGGGUGCCGCAGGGACGUGCCCAAGCCGAAAUCGUUUGACCAGCCAUGGGUGCAUCGCUUGGGGGUAUUCCCAACGUUUGCUGUACGACUCGCGGAGAUGAAGCCGCAGUGCAUUUGAUCAAGAACAGGCACAAUUCCUGGCAAGACCUUCCAGAAGCCGAUGAAUUCCAAGCUUUCUUUGAUUGCUACGAGACUCAUGAGGAGAUGCUCCAAAGGGCACAUUCCGGCGAAGGGAGCCUCCCCGGGCCUCGGCGCUACCCCCUGGAACGGCGUGGGAGCGACUGCACUCGCUCCUUGGGUCUCGUGCCCGAGGCUGGCUUCCGUACCUAUGCAGAGCGUGAGUCCCUGCGUGGCAUGCCACGGAAGACGGACCCAGACUCGGUGCCCCUCUUGCCGGAAGACGUCUACGAAGACCUGGUGCCGGUGCUCCGCAACGAUGUCCGAGAACAGUGGAGACGUCGUAUCGAGGAGGGCGACCUGGAUGAGAAGCUCCGCGUGCAGUUGAAGCACGGCUUUCCGGAGCUGGAGGAGUGGACGAACCUCACAACGGUGCGGCGCAUGCUACGAGCCUCUCAAGGCAGCAUGAGUCAGGCUGUGCCGAUGCUGAUGAAGGCCAUCGAGUGCCGCGUACGGGAGAGGGAGCUGUUCCAAUCUAUGCGCUGCAAGGUGGCCUGCGACAUGCGCAUCAUUGGCCGUGAUCGGGAGAACCGGCCGGUGAUUUAUCUGAGUGCGCGGUCGCAGACGGAACACCUUCGCGAGCUGAUUCCACAUGUCUUUUUGGCUUUCGAGGCAGCUUCACGGCUGGCUCAAGAAGAUGGUCAAGCAAUCCUGGUGGCUGACAUGAUUCAGAUGCAGCCAUCGCUCAACAUGGACCCCUUCGCCUUUAAAGAUCUCGCGAACAACUUCGGUGUGGUCUUUGCAGACCGGUUGAAGUGCAUUCUCAUCGUUGACUUUUCCUUCAUCGCACAGGCGGUUUGGUCAACCUUGAGACCCUUCCUGAGCGAGCGGACGCAGAAGAAGAUUAACUUUGUCAACGAGGCAAAAGCCCGGAUCAUCGUGAAAGAGACCUUCACCGCACCCACACAAGACAGGGUCUUCAGCUCCUUCGACAUCAAUCGCGAUGAGUUGAGUACGUCAGAGGAUCGCUUCUCGCACGCGCUCCGCACCGCCAUCUGCGAUGUGCCCUUGGGGGAGCUCAGGGCAGCAGACGAGGCUGGAUGAGGGCAGCCUGCGCGAUGGUCCAAGAAUUCAACCAGCUUCGAGAUUUGGCUGGCUCUUUUGAGGUUCCCUUAUCUGUUCGUAUUCGGACAUCACCCUAAAUUAACAUCCAGUCC